AUUGAAUCAUAUCCUGCAUCCAAACCAUGUCGAGAACAUCAUACGAUAGAUAUCUCACCGUUUUCUCGCCCGAGGGCCGACUGUACCAAGUCGAAUAUGCAUUCAAAGCUAUCUCUGGUUCAGGCCACACAGCGGUCUCUGUCAGAGGGACUGAUACCUCUGUGGUCAUUACCCAAAAGAAGAUCCCAGAUAAGCUGUUGGAUGCAUCGACUGUUACGCACCUCUACAGCAUCACCCGUACUAUUGGGUGUGUCAUGACUGGUCUUGUCGCUGAUGCCCGUGCCCAAGUUUUACGUGCUCAGCAAGAGGCUGUCCAGUGGAGAUACAAGUAUGGAUACGAGAUAACUCCGGAUGCCCUGGCACGACGGCUGGCAAACAUCAAUCAAGUCUACACGCAACGGGCUGGCAUGCGACCCCUAGGCAUCUCUAUGAUCCUAAUUGGCAUCGAUCCAGAAUACGGGCCGCAAUGUUUCAAAUUGGACCCUGCAGGCUACUUUGUUGGGUUCCACGCCACUGCUGCUGGACAGAAACAACAAGAAGCAAUGAACCACUUAGAAAAGAAAUGGAAGAAGCUAGACAAGGGUAAGGGAGCUGAUGAUGCUGCAGCUGCUGGCAAGAAGCUCAGUCGAGCGGAGGUUAUUGAGAUUGCAAUAGAAGCAAUGUCGACGGUUCAUGCGACGGACUACAAGGCCGGAGAGAUAGAGAUUGGGAUCGUGUCGACUGCUGAGGACGAGGACCCCAAGAUUCGUGGUGAAUGGCGUGUGAUGGAUGAGGCCGAGGUCGAAAGAUAUCUCCUAGCAUAUGCAGAAAAGGACUAGGAAUUGUGGCACACAUGAGAAUUAAUCAUUUGCUCGCGGAAACUCGGAA
Suillus subalutaceus is the source of this 867-nucleotide messenger RNA. RefSeq names its product 20S proteasome subunit. NCBI's taxonomy places the organism in Eukaryota, Fungi, Basidiomycota, Agaricomycetes, Boletales, Suillaceae. Gene Ontology annotation, biological process: ubiquitin-dependent protein catabolic process. Gene Ontology annotation, cellular component: proteasome core complex; nucleus; cytosol. The record is from RefSeq and is a predicted model, not a curated record. Bases 27 to 818 code for a protein of 263 amino acids. The transcript is spliced from 7 exons.